Fraxinus pennsylvanica is the source of this 1683-nucleotide messenger RNA. The record is from the annotation of a GenBank genome assembly. Lineage: Eukaryota; Viridiplantae; Streptophyta; Magnoliopsida; Lamiales; Oleaceae.
AUGAAUAGUAUGACACUGACUCAGAUGCUGAUCCGGGAGAAUUCUCCUCUGAAAGCACCUCCUGCAGGACCCUGUCCAGCCGGACUGUUUGUCCUGCCCACUCUAGCUCUGCCUCUAAUGCUACUCGUCUUGCUGCUCUACUUGAAGGCUCUCACCUUGGACGUGCUGGUUCGGCGAAGUCGAUUUCCAAAACAAGAUUCGAAAUUCGAAGAAGAAGAAGAAGGCCUGGCUUUCGCUACCUCUGUUACCGCUAGAAGUAAGAGAAGAUCAAGCAGAGGGGCAAAGAAUCUGUCUCUUGAUGAUCGUCAGACAUUUCAUGCCACAUAUGGGAACCUUACUUGGCUCCUCCGGGUCAAGGUGCAUUGCCCCUUAAUUGAAGCCUUGAUAAGUGCUUCGGACAGGGAUGCGGUUUGCUUCCGUUUUGGUAGCUUUGAACUGGUUCCCACCCUGGAGGAGUUUUCUCGUCUUCUGGGCCUUUCUCAUGAUACUGACAUGCUCGUGCUUCCUUUUGGCCGCGGAGGAAAGAGGGGCUUGAGUGAUGUGCUUGGAAUUCGCCCGUACCAAGAAGAUUUUGUUGACGGGAAACUUUGGGCUCGUCAUCGAUUACAAGCUCUUGCCCUUGCCAUUUACGGGACUGUCGUCUUUCCUGGAGAGCCUGGCUUGAUAGACGGCCACAUCAGUACUAUAAUUGAGCAGAUGGGUACCGGCUGUUCUGUAGUGCCCAUGAUUCUUGGGGAAGUGAUCCGCUCUCUUUCUUACUGUUUUUCUCAUGGACACGGGACCUUUCUCGGGUGUGCUGCUUUGCUUAAGUUAGUUAAGACUGGAAAUAACCCUAUGACUGACCUAGCUAAAAAGCUUUUGAUGUUGAUUCGGGACGGAAUCCGCGGGAGAAAAGGGAUCCUUUGGUUUAGGAGAAACUUUAUAUCGGUCUCUACCCAAGUAGCUGUGGCCCAUGAUCCAAAGGACCCGCAACCAGUCAAUCAUGCUAUCCUUACCUUUCAACCAACCCCUUCGAUUCCGCUUCUGCAGCAGUAUAUAAUCUCGGUCCCUUACCUUGAUGCCUACAGCUCAAUUAGUUUUCCAGUGAUGGCAAGAAUCCGCGAAAUACUGCUUUUUUUUCUUCUUCUUGUGUUGUUUCUGAAUGGCAUCAUAGCUACACGAGAAAAAGCGAUGCUGCCCACUCUGCCGCAAAAGGGGGCCGCUUUCUUCCCCCCAAAAAUGCCAGUUCCACCAUCAGGGCCCAGCAAGCGGGGGAAUUCUGUUCCGAGGCUGCGUUUCAUUCCAGCAGCAACAUUAUAUGGUUCAAAACGCCUUGUUCCAUCCGGCGCGCCUCCAUCACUAGUGGGAUUCUAUCUCCCACCAGACUGCCUAUCCAGAUUACCAUACUCACUAAGAAACUUGAUUGCUUCCUAUCCAUUGAUUGCUUGUUCUUUUUCUACAUUUGCUUCCUCCAUCUUCAUUGCACUCAAUGAACAAUCAGAUGCGGGAUUACCUGUUGGUUGCGGUGUGCUUGUCUUGGUUGAUUUCGCAUAUCUCUUUCUUGUUCUUGGGCAAGCUGCUCUUGCUCACGAAUCUGCUGUUCUAGCUCAAGGCUUAAGCCGAGAACGACCAGGCUAUCUCCGAGAAAAUAGGAGUAACGAACGGGAGAAGAAUAAGGCAGGCUGUCGUUCGACUAGUUUGUAG